Molecule: messenger RNA, 634 nt
Organism: Paramecium tetraurelia
Lineage: Eukaryota; Ciliophora; Oligohymenophorea; Peniculida; Parameciidae
Exons: 1
Source: RefSeq, a predicted model, not a curated record
GACACACAUUUAUAUGAAGAUUCUUAACAAUUAUCUUUAUCGAAUACCAUACAAUCUACAAAAUCAAUACAUUAACCAAAAUAAAAGCCACACUUUUCUUAUUCUCGACAAUCCUCUUAUGCAUAUCUCUUGCAUUGAUUCAAAUUAUUCAUCUCCUUAUUGUAUGUUUGUCCGGGUUUUAAAAUACAUUUAUCAACCUCCCAAAUGCAAAAGUCAGAGUUUUUGCACUCUUUUUCAUUUCGAACAUGCCCACAAACACAUUUUUUUGAAAUCUCUGAACUUAGUAUUACACAUAACUGGUAAAACAGAAGAUAAUAGAACAUAUUUAAAUCUUUUAAUUUCUAUAAUUCUAAUUAAAUUAAGGUCAUUUAAAUAUUUCUGUAAUAUAAAUGUUAUACAUUAAUAUUAAAUAUUUUAUUCUAGUAAUGAGAGGAUGAUAUUUGACUAUUAAGACGAGUUAGAAAUUUGCUUUAUCUAGAAUUAGAAUUUUUAAUGUCAUAUUUCGUAAUUUAAGUCGAUUAAAAAGCUUUUGACAAGAGAUUACGUAAAUAUAGAAUCUCCAUUCAAGCCUACUAGCUAUAAUAUACUUUAUAGAAAGUAAAUUAAUCAUAGUAUUUUAUUACAAUAUUGUUGA